CUUUACAGAUCCAUCAUCCCAUUGGCACCUCCAGCAGCAGAUUAAAGUGCAGAGUAUGCUCACAGACAGCAUGGAACUGGAUACGGACGACUUUCUCCUGUCAAGUGACGGCGAAUCUACAUCUUACUUUAAUGAUGACGUGAAGGCAUUGACUCAAUCGUGGAUAAAUGAGCGAUGCGCUCCAGAGAUACUACCCUACCAGGAGCAUUUAGUCAAUAACUUGUUGGAAAUGCUGAAUGCACAGGCAGAAAACGUGGAAGCGCAAGAGCCCAAUACACCAGACGGUGCUUUUCUCCUGGUCAUAUAUCAGCAAGAAAUGGAGCGAAUAAAGUUCGUCAUAAGGAGCUACCUUAGAACGCGACUGGCAAAAAUACAAAAGUAUACCCUUCACUUUCUGCAAGAGGAAGAAUAUCGUGGAAGAUUAUCAACCGACGAAUUGGCUUUUGCAGAAAAAUUCCAGGAGCUUCUAGAGCGACAUUUUAUGAAGUCGUGCCUAGAAGAAUUACCUGCAUUUCUGCAACGGCUAGAUGACGAGAUUGGUGAUAUAAGCAUGGUGAACCGACCUGAGCUUGACGAUGCAGUCAUAUGUCGGGUUAAAGAGGAUAUCGGUGCAUUCCAAUUGGAUGAUAGCGAUGAGACGACUUUCAUGAAAGCAAAUAAUGUAUAUAUCUUACAAUACAAGGCGAUUAGACGACUGUUAGAAGAUAAUAAAGUAGAUCUUGUGUAGGAAUUAGAGGGAGGUGCUGAUUCUCGACUACGUGUUUCUUUUGUAUUCUUGGAAGGCAUGAAAUAGGAAUUGUAUAUAGUUGCGGUUUUGAACACGAUGGGUGGUUUCGGUCUGAGAAAAAAAAUACAGGACUAUCAUGAAAUGUAA
Molecule: messenger RNA, 874 nt
Organism: Spizellomyces punctatus DAOM BR117
Lineage: Eukaryota; Fungi; Chytridiomycota; Chytridiomycetes; Spizellomycetales; Spizellomycetaceae
Product: DNA replication protein SLD5
Exons: 6
Coding region: 56-727 (223 amino acids)
Biological process (GO): DNA-templated DNA replication; double-strand break repair via break-induced replication
Cellular component (GO): GINS complex
Source: RefSeq, a predicted model, not a curated record